Molecule: messenger RNA, 4599 nt
Organism: Paramormyrops kingsleyae
Lineage: Eukaryota; Metazoa; Chordata; Actinopteri; Osteoglossiformes; Mormyridae
Source: RefSeq, a predicted model, not a curated record
AUUACACACUAUAACACACUUUGUCAAAAGAUUAGUCAGUUUGUGGAGAAACUGCAAGGGAAUGGAGUAGAUUUGAGAAAAUAUCGUAACAGAGGCUUUGCUCAAAGAGAGAUUUUGCUCAAGCCGAACGGAACGGGGUCUUUCCGUCAGUCCAUUACCUAAGGACCGCUGCCCGUGACGCCAGGUCUGACAUCUCCGUGCCAAGAGGGGGAAAGGCGGCGGUAUUAAUGCUGGGGCUGAAGCGCAGCGCUGUCAGUGCGGGGAGGGAGCCGAGGCGGGCAGGCGCUACGGGCGGACAGGAGAGAGCAUGGCGGCGGGGGGGCAGCUCUGCACGGCACGGCGGCCGAUACCCGCGAAACGGCGACUGUCCUGGGGAAUAAGACCAACCAUAUGAGUGGUUCCUGAUAAAUGAAAUGACAUUUCGUCUUAUUUUUUGACUCGAACUAAGUUUGAUUAUCUAUGGCGAUCUUAUUACGCCGAGAACAUUUUUAAAAUAUCGCGAUGGGAAACUUCUGUGCGCGAAAUCUUUUAUUUUAAUUAGAUGUGGUCUACAACAUCAUACCUUAAAGGUAGGACUAAAAACUUUUUCCAGAAUACUACUAAGAAAUAUUUAUCUUUUAAUGGUCAUAAUUGAUGGUCAAUUAACUUAACCGUUUAGUAACAUUAACUGGUGGGUUAAUUUUUAAACCCUAAUUUUACACUUUCCAAUUGUUCUUUAGCCAAAUGCAUCGCUGUAAAUAUUAAUAAGCUUUUGCUAAAUAAGAAAACGUAAUAAUCCGCUUCUCUUCUCCAGCCGGUCAAAAUGACAUUUUAGACUUUUAAAACACCCAAAACUGUAUUUCUCUGCCCUAAGUACGUAUUUUAAUUGAUCAUACAGCACAACGAUAAGUCGUGGUUCUUUUCAUAUAGAAUUUAAAAUACGAAUUGCCUUUUUGAAUUGUUUGGCCGUGCAAUAUGGCAAAACAUGUAAACAAAGUGCCUUGGAUCCGUUAAAUGUUAUGCAUCUUCGUUUUGAUUCGAUUAUGAAAUAAAGCACUAAUAAUUACGAACAAUAAGAAACCUUGAGGACGAAAGUCAUAUGUCCAUCAUCUGCUGGUGAGAAAGGGCUUGAUUGAGGACACAGCGUUUCUCCAACAGGCAGAACAAGAAACGCUUUUAAUGCUGCUGUUUCUGGCUCCUUUGGUUUAAAAUUAUUUCUGUUAGACGGGAAAGAUACUUUUCUUUUUGCUGUGACCUCUCAGAACCUCCACCGACCGGCUUCAUGAUGGAUUUGUCUCUGGAUGGUGCAUGCAAAUCAGUUUGGCUCGGUCUGGCCGGCAGUAACCUCAGUACCAGCAGAGGGACGGGCGGCUCUGGUCUGGCAUGCAACCACAGCAUCCUGAAGCAUCCAUACUCUGUGGAGGCCACUGCAGCCUUCGCUACCGCUAUCACCACCAUGAUGCUCUUCACUAUCUUCGGCAACAUUUUGGUCAUCAUUGCCGUGCUGACCAGCCGUUCCCUCCGCGGGCCACAGAACCUGUUCCUGGUGUCGCUGGCUGCCGCUGACAUCCUGGUGGCCACCCUGAUCAUCCCCUUCUCCUUAGCCAACGAGCUGAUGGGCUACUGGUAUUUCCACUCGGCGUGGUGCGAGAUCUACCUGGCGCUAGACGUGUUUUUCUGUACCUCGUCCAUCGUGCACCUGUGCGCCAUCAGCCUGGACCGUUACCUGUCGGUGUCACGGGCCAUCAAGUACAACGCCCAGCGCACCCCCGGGCGCAUCAAGGCGGCCAUCCUGGUGGUGUGGCUCAUUUCGGCUGUCAUCUCCUUCCCCCCCUUACUCUCCAUGAAUAAAAGGCAGGAGAGCCAGCAAGGCCCGCAGUGUCAGCUCAAUAACGAGCGUUGGUACAUCCUCUACUCCACCGUCGGCUCCUUCUUCGCACCCUGCCUCAUCAUGAUCCUGGUCUAUGUGCGCAUCUACCAGAUUGCCAAGCAACACACGCGCUGUCCGCCGGGGGAGCCCAGGAAGGAGGGUGUCACUCAUGCCUUGGAGAUCAAGCCUGAGGCGCAGCAGAAUGGCAGCGGCGAUGCCGGUGGUUUGGAAAUCGCUCAAAAAAGGAGCCUGCAGAGGCCCCCUGACCUUGCCGUCCCGGCGUUGGCCAACGCGGCACAGGCCGAGCAGUCUGCCAACUCCCGCGGCAAACGCCCGCUCCCCUCGCCAACACCAACUCCCAGUCCAGUGACGCCCUCUCCGAUCGUCGGCCCCAAACCCUCUCCAUCCAUCGCCGCCACCCCGGUCAGGCUGCCAGAGGACAUCUUUAGACGUCAGGAGAGGAAGGGCACUAUGAGGCGAAGUGCUGACAACAGCAACCGUGACAGCUCCAGCUCGGGCUCCGACGUGGAGAGGGGGACUAUCGGGCCCCGAGGUGACGGGUCCUCCAGCUUGGCAGGGUCUCCAGGUGGCGGGCUUCUCACCCCAAGCUCAGCACGGCGCUGUAGAGACACUGUGGCCACAUCGGAGGGAACGGUGUUGGCUGAGAGAAAGGCCAGGCUGGAGAGCACGCCCAACGCUGCCCGGCGAAAAGCCCUCGUCAACCGCGAGAAGCGGCUCACCUUCGUGCUGGCCGUGGUCAUCGGGGUCUUUGUGGUCUGCUGGUUCCCCUUCUUCUUCUCCUACAGCCUGCAGGCCAUCUGCCCAGAGUCCUGUAGCCUCCCGCAGCCGCUCUUUAAGUUCUUCUUCUGGAUCGGCUACUGCAACAGCUCCCUCAACCCCCUGAUCUACACCAUCUUCAACAAGGACUUCCGCAAGGCCUUCAAGAAGAUUCUCUACCGAAGAAGAAAGGACACGCUCUUCUAGAAGGUCGCUCUGCCUUUGAGAGGAGGCUGAGCUGCUUCGGGGGUGUCUGGAGUGCUGAGGUGGUGUGUGAUUUCUUGAAUGCGUGGGGAUGUUUGUCGGACAUUAGUCUCCUGUAAAAAAGACUUGAUGACCUUCUAAAUAAGCUGAUUUGAGAGAAGAAGGAAAAAAAAACAUUUUUGAAAAUUGCUUGACAGAAUUUAUGUAUUUUGUUGUGGAACCUAAACAAACAUUUGUGUAUCUGUAAAUAUCUUUCUAUUAUAUAUUUAGCUGAACAUAAAGAAUUCACAGGACUAUUGUAAAUUUGAAGAAAGAUUAACCAUAUCAAAGUUAUGGUUUUAAAACAGGUUUUUAAGGUAUUCAGUUAAAAAUGCACAACAUUUUAAAAGGGGCCUCUAACUAAAAAAUAAUAAUUUUGACAGAUUCAAAUUGCCAUCGCAUCUAAACCCCGGCACAAGAAAGUUUAGAAAGAUGAAAAUGUAGUUCAGACAUGAGUGUGGUAAAGCAGGAACUGAAUGAUGCACUUUUGGGGGGGAAUGUGUUUUUAAAGGUUUUUUAAUGUAUGUAUUUUUUGCCCUUGUAUUCCCCUCACCUCCCCCCCCCCCUUCCCCAACAUUGCUUUUAAAUAACUGAAUGUUGUAUUAUUAAUAUCACAAGCUGGCCAAUACAUUUGCCGCUGUCUUUUACUUUGACUCUAUAAGGCAUUAAACCAAGGGCUGCUCGUUCCAUUGUAGCUGAAGAAAGUCAUACAGUAAUUGUGGACCUAACCAUUCUCUCCCCGCUACGAGCAAACAAGUACGGAUUCGCUAAAAUAUCAUCUAAACAAAAAUCAGAAGCUGGAUUCUGUGUGGAAUUGUCUGUGUGCGGAAAAGCUUUUUGGCAUUGCGACCGCCCGUGUAUAAUUGUUAUGCUUCUCGCACGCAGCAGCCCAGCCCGGAUUUGGAAUUAAAAAAAGGCCUGUUUGCGUGUGUCCAUUUGAGCAGCGAUGGGGACACAGGCGUGACUCCUGACCAAAACUCAGUCCCUGUGUCAGUCUUUGGUUGGCAGUGAGGGUUCCGGUGACCCGUGAUGGUUACACUCAUCUGCAGCGCAGCGUGGACGUCUUGCGGGGGAAUUACAUAACAUGCAGUCAUUAAUGCUGGUGGGAUACUCAGCGUGUCCAAGAAUACCCCCCCCACUCCGGAAAAUGUUUAUAAUGAGCAUACGUCUUAUUACAUUUCCUCUCUUCACCUCCUUAUUUUGUUAUUUUCAUCAGCUUGUUUGCUUGUGAUCACCGUUAUUCUCUGGCUAAUGAAUUGAUGGUAAUUAAGCUGGAAAACAGUAUUUUGUUUAUAUGGAAAAAAAUAUAUAAAAUACCUUAAAUUGUGUAUGGGAGGUGUGGCCGGUGCAGUCAGCGCUGGGGAAAUUGUGUUACUGCUGUUUCGUUUUUUUUUUUGUUGUUUUUUUAAACAUUGUGCAAUACUGCCGGCUCUUUCAGAUUGUACUGUUGGUGAUUUAUAUUCCACUGCGCACGAAUAAAGACAAUUAAAGAAACGCAACUUAAAAUUUUGCUCUCAUUUGCGAUAUGAGACGGCUCCGAGUGGGAACUCGGCGGCCGGGGUCGUUAGCACCAGGGACAGAGCUGCAUGGCUAAGAUCUCAAAAGGGAAUAGCUGUUCCUGAACUGACAUGCGCUGCUUUUUUCUUUCCUCCCAAUGCUUACGUGCCUGCAAGCAUUAUCACUGGAUCCAUCCAUUUCCGGGCCAAAAGUUGCCCCUCUUUCCCGACAGU